AUGCCUUUAACUAAAGAUGAGCACGCCGAGCACUAUUUGCAUAAAGUCUCUGUGCUGGAGAAUUCCGGAGAGUUCUCAAACAUUGUCAAAAUGUUCAACAAGACGGUCUCUGGGCACGUGGUAAAGAAGCUGUGGCGUGUUCAGAACCCCUCGCUCUGGCAGAUCUAUCAGUGGCAGAAGGAUCAGAUGAAGAAGAAGAAUUCUGGUAUCGAAGUGGAUGAGCGCCAGCUGUUCCACGGGACGGACAAUGCCAACAUCGAUGCCAUCUGCAGGGACAACUUUGACUGGCGUAUCUGCGGCACUAACGGCACUGUGUAUGGACAAGGAAGUUAUUUCGCCAGGGAUGCGUCCUACUCCCACAACUACACCUCGAAGAACAACUCUGUGGUGGCACGGACCAUGUUUGUGGCUCGUGUGCUGGUCGGUGACUUUGUCGUAGGGGAUUCCAGUAUGAGACGCCCUCCUCUGAAACGCAAUGGAACCCAGAUCUACGAUUCCUGCGUGGACAACAUCCGGGAUCCGUCCAUCUUCGUGGUGUUCGAGAAACUCCAAAUCUACCCGGAGUACAUCCUGGAGUACGAGGAGGAGAAGAAAUCUUCUUGCGUCAUUAGCUGAG
Nanorana parkeri is the source of this 616-nucleotide messenger RNA. Its product is annotated as poly [ADP-ribose] polymerase 12-like. Lineage: Eukaryota; Metazoa; Chordata; Amphibia; Anura; Dicroglossidae. The transcript has 4 exons. Gene Ontology annotation, molecular function: NAD+ poly-ADP-ribosyltransferase activity. The coding region runs from base 1 to 615 and encodes 204 amino acids. The record is from RefSeq and is a predicted model, not a curated record.